UAGAGGAUGUGAUAACAAAAAUUUUUGUUUUCCCACUCAUUUUUGCCGCCUCUUGAUAUUGAUUCCCGAAUUUUGAAUUGGUUUUAUUGAAAAUUUCAAAUUUUUAAAAUUAUUUCCAUAAAAAAAAGAUGUCCAUCAAACAACUUUGGUGUGAUAAAUAUCGGCCAGAACGUUUUGAUCAAUUUCAAUUUCAUCAAAAUGAAGCUAUACGUUUAAAGAAAUUGAUUAGCCAAGAAAAUUUUCCACAUCUUUUCAUCUAUGGUCCAUGUGGUUCAGGUAAACGAACCAUAGUUCGUUCAUUAUUAUUCGAAAUAUUUGGUUCAACAUCACGAAAGCUAAAAAUUGAAACAAAAAUAUUCGAAGCACCAAGUGGAAAAAAAGUCAUUCAAACAUUUUUAUCAAGUAAUCUACAUUUAGAAGUGAAUCCAAGUGAAAAUGGUUACUAUGAUCGUGUGGUCAUACAAGAAUUGAUCAAAAAUAUGGCAACAAAUCUAUCGGCAAUCAAAAAAUAUCCAUUCAAAAUGAUUGUUAUUGAUCAGGCUGAUUCAUUGACCAAAGAAGCUCAACAAGCAUUACGUCGAACAAUGGAAAAAUAUGCUGAAACAUGUCGAAUUAUAUUGAUGGCCGAACAUUCAAGUCGUAUUAUACCGGCAUUAAAAUCACGUUGUCUAAUGUUUCGAUGUUCAGCACCAUCGACCGUUGAACUUGGCCAAGUAUUACAAACAAUUUCUAAUGCUGAACAAUUUGAAUGUAAUGAAUCAUUGAUCAAUAAUGUUAUUCAUGAAUCUGAUCAAAAUGUUCGUAGAGCAAUUAUUCUAUUACAAACAAUUGCCAUUCAACAAGAAUUGAAUUCACAACGUAAAAAUAAUAAUACUGGACAAAAAUUGGAACAAUUUCGUUGGCAACAAAAAUUGAACGAUUUGUCGAAAAAAUUGACCAGUACACAAAGUGUUAAACAAGUAGCCGAAAUACGACAAAUAUUGUUUGAUCUACAAACACAUCUGAUACCAUCGAAUAUUAUAUUACGAACAUUGGUCUGUAAUUUGAUGGAUUUCUGUCUUGAUGAUGAAAUGAAAUCGAAUCUUAUAUCGAUUGCAGCAGAAAUUGAUCAUCGUUUGAUACAGGGUUCCAAACCAAUUAUUCAUUUGGAAUUGUUUUGUGUAAAAUUUAUGAUGAUGUUUCGUUGUACGGUUGAAAAGGUUGCUUUUGAUCUUGAACAACCAAUGGAUUUAGAUUGAUUAUUAAUGAAUUUUUUUUUUAAUUAAUAUUUUUUUCAAAUAAAAUUCAUUUUUUUUCUCAUCA
This is a messenger RNA of Dermatophagoides farinae (American house dust mite), 1302 nucleotides long. RefSeq names its product replication factor C subunit RfC38 (gene RfC38). Gene Ontology annotation, cellular component: DNA replication factor C complex; nucleus. NCBI's taxonomy places the organism in Eukaryota, Metazoa, Arthropoda, Arachnida, Sarcoptiformes, Pyroglyphidae. Gene Ontology annotation, molecular function: DNA clamp loader activity; DNA binding. The record is from RefSeq and is a predicted model, not a curated record. Gene Ontology annotation, biological process: DNA-templated DNA replication; DNA repair.